Molecule: messenger RNA, 2247 nt
Organism: Ochotona curzoniae (black-lipped pika)
Lineage: Eukaryota; Metazoa; Chordata; Mammalia; Lagomorpha; Ochotonidae
Product: protein FAM234B-like
Exons: 13
Coding region: 1-1872 (623 amino acids)
Molecular function (GO): protein binding
Source: RefSeq, a predicted model, not a curated record
AUGGCGACUGUGCUGUCCAGGGCGCUCAAGCUCCCGGGGAAGAAGAGCCCAGACCUGGGGGAGUACGAUCCCCUCACUCAGGCGGACAGCGACGAGAGCGAGGAUGACCUUGUGCUGAACCUGCAGCAGAAGAACGGAGGGGUCAAAAAUGGCAAGAGCGCUCUGGGGGAAGCCCCCGAGCCUGACUCGGACGUGGAGGCUGCAGGGACUGCCAAGCCGCACCACUCAGAGGUCACCACGGAGGGGUACCCCGCGGAGCCCCUCGGGAGCCUGGAGCAGAAGGCGACCUCCCCGCUGGUGGCCUACGUGCGCACCUCUGUCUUCCUGCUGGCGCUGGGGCUCUCCAUGCUGCUGGUACUGCUCUGUGCUUUCCUGAUCCCCUGUCCACCCCGAGAUCUGCACAGCACGUGGAGCCGCCACUUGGGCUCCCAGGCAGGUGGGGAUCUGUCUCCCUUGGAACUGGCUGACGUGAAUGGAGACGGCCUGCGUGACGUUCUUCUCUCCUUUGUGACAGCAAGCAAUGGGAGUGCAGUGGAUGCCUCAGGGCCAGCUGCUAAUCUGGUGUGCCUUUCGGGCAUGAAUGGCAGCGUGCUGUGGUCCAGUCCCCUCCCAGAGGAGGUGCGAGAGAUCAAUUGUCUGGACCUGAUGCCGGGAAGCCUAGCGGCUACCACCUGCCUUGUGACAGGGACGCACAAGAUGCUGAAUGCAUUCAACGCCACCUCAGGGAAGGUCAUUUGGACUUUAAACCCCAGCUCCUUGUUGAACGGCACCUUGGCCGCCCCGGCUGUGGUGCUGCCGGACUUGGAUGAGGACGGCGUUAGAGAUCUCGUGGUCCUGGCCAUUGGGGACAUGCAGCCAGAUCUGUGCUUCCUGCUGGUGUCUGGCCGGAUGGGGAGCCUACUGGGCCGACCAGUCAAGUACAACAUCGUGGGCGUGGGGAAUCUGAUUGGUCCUCAGGUUUACGUCACCGCCAGUGGAGCUGUCUACAUCCUGUUUGGCUUUGGAAAUAUACAAGCUGUGGCUCUGCGGGACAUUUUUGUUCAGGCCCAGAAUCGAGAUAGCUCGCCACCUUCCCUGCAGAUAGAAGAGCCGGAGUGGGAGAAGCGGAGAUCUGUCAACCUGUCUGAGCUCAUCGAUAUCUACAGUGAUGGCGUGGAGCUCCUCCAGUUGGUGAAGGCGCCAGACUCCAACUGCAGCAACCUCCUGAUUACCACCAGACAAGGCCUGGUUCUGCUUCGGGGCCAAAGCCUGACACCCUACUGGACGCUGAGCCUGCCCGGCCUGCGCAGCCAGCCUACUCCUGGGUAUUUCACCGAUGACCAGAUCCUAGACUUCCUUCUGCAGGUGCAGGAUGGUGUUGGGAUGAAAAAGAUGAUGGUGGUGGAUGGCAACUCCAGCUCCAUCGUAUGGAGUUACAGUGCCCCAUGCCACGUGAAGGACAUGCCAGCCACAUCCGCACUGACUGCAGACCGCAAGUCCGUCUUCCUCUUCUGGGCGGAAGCACUGCCCACUGCGCCUCCUGAUGCCGAGACCAUGCUGGGAGCCGAGCUGUCCCACCUUUACCACCUCUACCUCCUGCAUCCAACCUUCCCUUCCAUUCUCCUGGAUCUGGCCAAUACCACGGGCACUGUGACUGCUUCGGAAGUUGGAAUUAACGACCUCUGGAAAGAUGCCUUCUACGUGACCAGGAUGACCGGCCCCAACUCUGAAGGACACCUAGCGUCCCUCGCGGUGAGCAAGCUUAGCCUACGGUGGGCGCUGAUGGAGGGCCAAAUGGUCCAGCUAAAGGAGACCACGCCCAAAAUUGGCCGGGGCGAGCUGCGAAGGUUCCUCUCCAGGAUCAAGUUUGUGGAUUCUCCCUAUCAGAGCUAGUCUGAUGCAGUCUGGGGUCUCAGAAGUGGCAGUCACAACGGCGGCGCCUCUUUCCUGCCAGCGUGAAACCCGUCCUUGAGACACGACGUCCGGCGUCCACGUCCUUGACCACCGCUGCGUUUGACUGUGGCAAAGCACUUGGGGAAGCGCCUUCUGCAACACAGCCUGAGCCGUACUGCACCUCUGCCCCCGUGGUCCCACUCGCUCAGAACUGGGGGGUGCGGAGUUUGGAAAUGGUUUCUAACUGUGGUUUGGUUGUGGGCUUUUUUUUUUUUUGUAUGUCUUAAUUUAUAAAUUCGUGCUGGGAAAUCAGUGAAGAGCAGGAAAGGUUGCAUUUGGCAUAAUGCCGUGUGUGUGUGUGUGUGUGUGUGUGUG